Messenger RNA from Aspergillus candidus, 782 nucleotides. RefSeq lists its product as uncharacterized. NCBI's taxonomy places the organism in Eukaryota, Fungi, Ascomycota, Eurotiomycetes, Eurotiales, Aspergillaceae. Bases 242 to 751 code for a protein of 169 amino acids. The record is from RefSeq and is a predicted model, not a curated record. The transcript has a single exon.
UCUGGCGAAUUUCUCGUGUCAUCGGUUCUGCCUCCGGGAAAAUCUCUUGAAAAAUAUCCAAUACACUAAGCAUUCGUUACAAAAAUCCAGACAAUAUUAUGCAGGGUCGUCAAAUCCAUAGCUCGUCGAAAUCAAAACCCAUUGAGUUCGUCCGCUGUGAUAUCGUAUACACAUGUGCCAAUCGCCGGUCGCACCCAUGGCCCAUCACCACUAUCCCGAAAAAGCAAAGACAUGAGGGGCAAUGAAAGAGGUCCGCCCUUCCCACGGAGAAAAGAGAAGGCCCAAUCACUCUCCCCCCACCGGGUCAACUCUUGAUCAGACUCUGCACUCACUCGUCGGUCUGCACCUUAUGAUCACCCCGCACCGCCUCCGCAUACGUUGGCGGAGCAUGCGACUCAUCCGAGGCGUGGUGGUGGCUGUUGGCCUGGCUGCUGCCCUGGCCACCACCACCGCUACCACCGCUAUUCUGGUUUUGGGGUUUGGGAGAAGGUUGUGCGGGCGGUCCCUGCGAAUCGACAGUGCCAUAGCCCCGUUGGGGUUGAAGCUGCGGGGACUGGUGCGAGACGUAGUAGUAGGUCACACGGCCACCUUCGACGUCGUCCCGGGUCCCAGACCGUGGGAUCGGCUCGUAGUUGGGAUCGUCGUAGUCGGGCUCCGGGUUUCUAAUAAUUACGUACCAGGCAUGGAGGAGUCCGGGGAUAUACCCCAGGCAACAGAGGGCAAGGUUAAUGACAGAGUCGGCGGUGCAUAGUCCUUUCUUGAUCCAUACUGUGGGUUCUCUA